Carassius carassius (crucian carp) is the source of this 335-nucleotide messenger RNA. Its product is annotated as gastrin/cholecystokinin-like peptide. The record is from RefSeq and is a predicted model, not a curated record. Bases 1 to 282 code for a protein of 93 amino acids. The transcript is spliced from 2 exons. Lineage: Eukaryota; Metazoa; Chordata; Actinopteri; Cypriniformes; Cyprinidae.
AUGAUGGCCAAGUGCAUCGUGUUAACCGCUAUAGCGAUGCUGGCGGUGGCUUGUGUGGCCUCUCCUCUGUCCAGAGACACAGCUGUGAACACAAAGGCGACGGGACGGUUUCCCGCGAGACUGGAGGCCCGUGUGAGUCGUUCCGUGCAUGUACCGGAGAAUCAGCGCGAGCUCGUGUCCCGGCAGCUCUUACAGGCACUCUCAGAAAUCAUCCAACGGGAGGGCUGCGUUACAGAUUAUCAAGGCUGGGUAGAUUUUGGGCGCCGGAGUACAGAGAUUUAAUUGUAUUUAAAGUAGUAAAAACUUUGUCAUUAAAUAUAGGCUAUUUGCAACAA